This is a messenger RNA of Diachasma alloeum, 1624 nucleotides long. RefSeq lists its product as uncharacterized. Lineage: Eukaryota; Metazoa; Arthropoda; Insecta; Hymenoptera; Braconidae. The transcript is spliced from 3 exons. The record is from RefSeq and is a predicted model, not a curated record. Bases 395 to 1513 code for a protein of 372 amino acids.
CUGGUGCUUGAGACGUAAUUUCCUCUUAGCCUGGAGCUUCUGUUGCUUCUCAAAUUUUUCAGUGGCAAUAGCUUCUCUAACAAUGAGACCCUGCUGCUUAGUUGAUAUUCUUCGGUUGACCUCCCAACUCUGACCCUUGGUACCUCCCCUUUGGCCCUGCAUGGUGGUCAUUAAACCCCAAGAUUAGUGGCCGUGAACCUAAAUCAACAUGAAAAGCCACGGGGAGGCCAUGGAACGGCCAUAGCGGCUUGCGUAUGUUCCUGUGUUGAACCGCUCAUUACUUGCAAUUGUUUCAUCGCCUCCAUUGCGAUCUUCGUUUUUUCCAUACAUCGACUCCAUCGAAUCCAGUUGCGAGUAUUUCAUUAUUUCCAUCGGUUUUGUUAAUAAAAGUGCAAUGGAUAAUUUCAAAGUCGUCCUAGACACUGAAGGCAGAGUCUUGAUCGACCACAAUGAAUCUGGACGAGAGAUUUACUACUUGUACAAUGGGACUGAUAAGACCAUAGUACAGAGUCCUCGUUUCCUGAAACUCUGUCGAGAGAUUCAGGAGGCCGAGACAGAGUGUGAAACUCCAAAACAGAAUGAUGGGACAAACGAUCCUCAAACCUCUGGAGGGAUGACUCAACUUGGGAUCAUUGUUAUAACCAGCAGCAGUGACAGUGACAGUGAUGAGUCAGUUGACCUGAGGCGUGGGAAAAUGAUGAAGCGAAAGAACGAAGGAAAUGUUCAAUUGGGGAAUAAGGGAAAGAAACGUAGAUGGAUCGGUCCGGUGACUUCUCUAACAUCUUCACCUCGUAACUCAGUUGCAUGGAGUGCUCAACCCUCAACAUCUUCAGCUCACCCCUCAAGAUUACCAGCUCGUCCCCCAGCAUCUAGGACAACUGCCUCAAUCUCCAAAGUCAAACCAAUCCACCCAGCAUUAGACUCGUCAACCCCCAAGGCUGGAACAAAUCACACACUGGAAAAAGUGAGUCGCCCACUGAUACAGUCGCCUACUGGUACAGCCGCAACAGGUCUUCGGGCUAAAGAGAGUUCUGAAGCUCGUCAACCAUCAACAUCUGCAGCUAGUCCCUCAGUCGCAUCGAGAGCUCAACCCUCAACAUCUUCAGCUCACCCCUCAAGAUUACCAGCUCGUCCCCCAGCAUCUAGGACAAUUGCCUCAAUCCCCAAAGUCAGACCAAUUCACCCAGCAUUAGACUCGUCAACCCCCAAGGCUGGAGCAAGUCACACACGGGGUAAAGCGAGUCGUCCAUUCAGCAGAGGUCGGGCUGGUGCAAAUCAUGCUCAGGCUACAGCUGCAGCUAGGGCUGAACUAGGUCCUGUGGCUGAAGGAGUCCCUAGGGCUGAAGAAGGUCCUGAAGCUCGUCAACCAUCAUUGAUUGAACUCUACCGUGAGACAGUGGAGUUGCGCAUUACUUUAGUACUCAACAGGGAGCGUGAGCGGCUGAUCGAACUGAUGAACUUGGUGUCGGAUUAUUUCGAAUUCAAACGUCUUCAAGAUCUCGAGCAUGAAUAAAAAUCAAGGCUUCCAAUUUUCAAUGGAAAAUUUCAAAAAUUGAAACUUUCAUCUUCAUUUCCCUCUUCGCAUCCUUUACAAGUGUUGUUAUUCUAUCAAUUACCCCAAUUG